CUUCUUCUGCUUCUUCUUCUCGUCUGUGUUUUUUCUCUCUCUCUCUCCUUGUUGUCACUGUUCAAAUUCAAAGUCGUCAUGUCGAUUACUUUGGAUAGGGUUCGGCAGGUUGAAGAUAAACGCUCUGGAUUCUCGCCGGAGGAUUUGGGUUAUGGAUCGGUGUUUCAGAGGCUGGUUACUCAGGAUGUGGAUCGCGCUGUUGAAGGGUUUCAAAAGGGGGAGGCUGAUGAAUCUAAUACUUGCAGCUCUGCUUCCACUUCUUCCUCUUCUUCGAUCGGGAGGAAUAGUGAUCAGUCCGCGAGAUCGUCCGACGGUGAGGAUUGCGGCGAGAAUGAUGAGGUUCAGAGCUCUUAUAAAGGCCCGCUGGAUAUGAUGGAUUCCUUGGAGGAGGUUUUGCCUGUUAGAAAAGGUAUCUCAAAGUUCUAUAGUGGAAAAUCAAAGUCUUUCACAAGUCUGGCCGAUGCCUCCGCUGUCAACUCCAUGAAGGAGAUUGCAAAGCCAGAGAAUGCCUAUUCCAAGAAACGUAGGAAUCUUAUGGCUUACAAUCUUGUGUGGGAGAAGAACCGUAGUUUUCCUCUCAAGAAUAACGGUGGUGGUAUAUCAAAGAGACCCAUCAGCUCAAGCAGAAGCUCCUUGGCUUUGGCUGUUGCUAUGAGCAGCUCCGAAAGUAACAGCAGUGAAGAUUCAAAUUCUAGCUCAUAUUCAAGCUCUCCCCCGCCUCGCCCACCUCUACACCCACAAUCCAGACCAUCAAACGGCAAUUUCCCUUCCAUGGCGCCACCUCAACGAACUUUCUCCACGUGGCGUUCAUAUUCCUUGGCUGAUUUACAAGAGUGCGCCACCUUUGCUAAUAAGGCCAACCUAACCAAUCUAAACUGACCCAGAAAAUUUCCUUCUCUUGCAUAGGUACGCAAGAGUCUUUUAACUAUUCUAGGAACCCUGAAAUAGGAGGUUUUUUCUAGUAUAUGAUUUUAGGUCUUAUGGUCUCGUUACUGUACUCUAUAUUAAAAUCCAAAAACUUUCAUGUCUCGUUGUUUAUAAUGAAAAUUGGGGAUAUGAAAUUAAGAGGAAAGCUGAGGUAGCAGACUUGAGUCACAUUUGUGAAACACCUGUCUGUAUUGGCCAAAGACAACACAACCAUCUCAUUCUCAACUACCCACCUACACAUAAACAGCCACCUUGAAGGUUAGUUUGACCAAUGAACCACAACUUCCAAAUUCUUUUCGGGUCACCAAGAUUGAAAACCCUGGUUGGUUGAGUAACUUCAAAGAUACUACUUCAAUGGAUAGGCUGACCUUCUACAGUCCCAUGUAAUUGACUUUAGAACUUAAGUUGAUUUGUUAAACUGCACUUUAUAGUCCUAACAUUGGUUCCCCAUAUACUGUAUGAGACACUAUCUGGCUCCCUGAUAUUCAUGUUUUCCCAUGAGGUUCAUUUAUGAUUGGAUUUCACUACGGCUUCUUUCUUCUAGAUCUUGAGAAUGUAAGACGUGCACAGUGCUGUAAUUUGCUCCUUGCUUGAGCAUUUUGUAAGCAUCAUUCCCAAUGACAUUGAUGAGUUUCUUUUCCUGAUUGCAGUUCAGUAUAUAUGAAUUUUUCUUGUGUUGGGUCA
This is a messenger RNA of Benincasa hispida (wax gourd), 1611 nucleotides long. RefSeq names its product hybrid signal transduction histidine kinase M-like protein. The record is from RefSeq and is a predicted model, not a curated record. Lineage: Eukaryota; Viridiplantae; Streptophyta; Magnoliopsida; Cucurbitales; Cucurbitaceae.